AUGGAUCGUGUGAAGCCUCAAGGCCCAGACAAGAGUGGCAGUCGCAAGAUGCACCAGGUAGAGGUCUCUCAGAGAAAGAGCCAGAAGGUGGGGCACGGCUGCGACUGCCAGCUGGGGGACCUGCAGAUCGCGGAGAUCAACUGCCUGUGGGCAUUUGUUAGGCUCUGUCAUUUCUCACAUUCCAAGCAUCGGGCACAAUCUGUGUCAAGCCACAGCGCCCCUCUCUGCACUGUCGGCGACGACGGCGGCGACAACCGUCGAGUCCCCUCAUCCUCGCUGCCUCUAGGCAUCCAUAUCCGCUAUCCUUCGCGUUCUGCCACGUUCAAACACCACCUUGCCGCACUCGUCCGGCUCUCGACACACACGUGGACUGUACCCAAGGAUGCACUGCACAGAGUCGUAUUGGAUGGCGUCGAGACCCUUGCAGGGCCUCUGAACUCCGAACCUCGCUACCACACAUUUGGAGCCUGCCCUGGCUGCAUCACAUUGAUUGCUGACACACUCUCCCAGGCCCGGAUUCCACUUGACAAGCGCCACAUCUGGUCCGGCUGGACGCCCUAA
Molecule: messenger RNA, 561 nt
Organism: Diaporthe citri
Lineage: Eukaryota; Fungi; Ascomycota; Sordariomycetes; Diaporthales; Diaporthaceae
Exons: 3
Coding region: 1-561 (186 amino acids)
Source: RefSeq, a predicted model, not a curated record